This is a messenger RNA of Anoplophora glabripennis (Asian longhorned beetle), 825 nucleotides long. RefSeq lists its product as uncharacterized. The coding region runs from base 1 to 825 and encodes 274 amino acids. Lineage: Eukaryota; Metazoa; Arthropoda; Insecta; Coleoptera; Cerambycidae. The transcript is spliced from 4 exons. The record is from RefSeq and is a predicted model, not a curated record.
AUGGUAUUGCUUCCGGGUCUUGUGGAAUUGGGACUUGCUGUUUAUGUUAGAUUGGACUUCCUAAAUUUCAUCUUGGCUCAACCCGAUGGGAAUGGAUAUUGCGUCUUUGAUUCUUUGACUGUAACAGGAUCUGCUUCGAACGUUCCAGUGCUUUGUGGAGAAAAUACUGGACAGCACAUGUACCUCAUGGUGAACAACGGAACCAAUAUUCAACUGACAAUUACCACGUCCGCCGCUGUUGUCCUGGGCAGGAGUUGGAACAUAAAAGUUACUCAAAUUGCUUGUGAUUGUCCCACGCUAGCACCCAUCGGUUGCCUUCAGUACUACACAGAACUAUCAGGCACCGUGAUGAGCUUCAACUACGGUACCACCAUCAACGGUGCCUUAGUUACGCUGGCGGAUGGAACCACUAGACCUGGAACCAGGCAAAUUGCGAACCUGAACUAUGGUAUCUGCAUCAACAUGUCGCCUGGUUACUGUUCCAUCCAAUGGAGUCAAGGGUCAGAUGACUCCUCCUUCACGGUCAGUGGCAACACGGCACUGGUGGCUGUAACCCCUGGAUUGCCUGGGGAUGGUCUAGUAGGGGAGAAUUGUACGACUGAUUUCGUUGUGAUUCCUAACCCCUCGUACGCCAAUGGUACUGCUGUGGCGGGGGAUAGGUUUUGCGGCAAUCAGUUUCCGACAGUUGUUACUUCCUCAAAGCCGUUUGUCCUGACAGUAGUGACGGAUGAUGACGAGCUCACAGACGUAGCUAACAGAGGAUUCCUGCUGAAUUAUCAACAACAAGCUUGUGUAAAUUCUAUAGCGAAUCUAGUCUUUGUCUGA